CCCGUCCCUGUUCCUCUCUUGAGAGAUCAUCAGAAUCACGAACCAGAAAUGGCGGCACCAAAGCUGGAAUCUUUCAGGAGGGGCAGCAUGUUUGACGUAUCUUUCAGGCGAAGUAGUAUGUUCGAUGGUUCGUUUAGACAAAGCAUAAGGGAUAGGCUUCUCCCACAUCCGACCAGAGACUCUUUCUAUCCCGGUGAGGACAAAACUCCCGUCCGUUGCUGCUCCUACAGGUACUUCUCCGACAAGAUCACUGGGUUCGUGACGAAAUCACAGGAUGUUUUGGUUACGGCUUGGGAGAUGGGAACAUCUGACCCGAGGAAGAUUAUAUUCUCAGCUAAGAUGGGUUUGGCUCUGACACUCGUCUCCAUUCUCGUCUUCUUUAAGCUCCCAGGAUCAGAGCUCAGCAACCACUAUCUCUGGGCAAUUCUGACAAUAGUUGUUGUCUUCGAGUUCAGCAUAGGAGCCACAUUUAGCAAAGGCUGUAACCGGGGACUAGGAACGUUAUCUGCAGGAGCAUUGGCGCUUGGCAUGGCUGAGAUAUCCGCAUUGACUGGACAGUGGGCAGAGGUUUUCAACUCUGUUAGCAUCUUCGUCGUAGCCUUUUUUGGGACUUAUGCAAAACUAUACCCAACGAUGAAGCCGUAUGAGUACGGAUUCCGGGUGUUCUUGCUGACGUAUUGCUACGUAAUAGUGUCGGGAUACAGAACAGGGGAAUUCAUGGAAACAGCGGUCUCAAGGUUCCUUAUGAUAGCACUUGGUGGCGGCAUUGGCCUCCUUGUCAACACUUGCAUUUACCCCAUAUGGGCAGGUGAUGAUCUCCACAACUUAAUCGCAAAGAACUUUGUGAAUGUCGCCACUUCUUUGGAAGGAUGUGUGAAUGCAUAUCUCAACUGCGUAGCAUACGAUACGAUCCCCUCGAAGAUGCUGGUCUAUGAAGCUGUCACGGACGAUCCAGUGUACAGUGGUUACAGAUCAGCCGUUCAAUCAACAAGCCAAGAAGACACUCUGAUGGGGUUUGCUUCAUGGGAGCCACCACACGGUCCAUACAGAUCCUUCAGAUAUCCAUGGAAGGCGUACGUGAAAGUAGGUGGCGCAUUGAGGCACUGUGCAUUCAUGGUGAUGGCAUUACACGGAUGCAUUCUCUCAGAGAUUCAGGCUGCAGAGGAUAAACGAAGCGUGUUUCGUAACGAGCUACAAAUAGUCGGCGUGGAAGGAGCUAAAGUACUAAGAUUCAUCGGAGAAAAACUAAAGACGAUGGAGAGACUAAACCCUAUAGAAGACAUCCUCCACGAGAUUCACCAAGCAGCUGAAGAACUCCAAAGCAAAAUCGACAAGAAAUCGUACCUUCUCGUCAACGCCGAGACCUGGGAGAUCGGGAACCGAUCGAAAGAUCUUACAGACGAAAUCAAAAUAUCGAAUCUCGACGAGGAUGUGAGUCGGAUCCUGGCGCAUAAGUCACAGAGCGAAGCCACGAUCCGUCCGCCUAAGAACUGGGACGUUGUGACGACCACUUCGAAGAAUCCGAAUCCCGCGACGAUCCAGAGCCAGCAAUCGAGGACGGCGAUGCAGAAACAGUCGUCGUGGCCUAGUCGGAUCUCUCUGACGCCGGGAAGUUUGUUGAUUACACCGGGAGAUGAUGAUGAGGCGGCGAAGAUGUAUAGGAGUGCGAGUGCUCUGUCUCUAGCUACGUUCGCUUCGUUGUUGAUUGAGUUCGUCGCGAGGCUGGAGAAUCUGGUGAAUGCGUACGAUGAGUUGUGUGAGAUUGCGAAUUUCAAAGAGGCUGUUAUUGCCUGAGUGUGUGUAAACGAAUAAUGGCUUGCCGUUUGUUUUGUUAAAUAAAAUUAUGUUCCUUUGGAAUUA
Messenger RNA from Brassica rapa (field mustard), 1860 nucleotides. RefSeq names its product putative aluminum-activated malate transporter 3. Lineage: Eukaryota; Viridiplantae; Streptophyta; Magnoliopsida; Brassicales; Brassicaceae. The record is from RefSeq and is a predicted model, not a curated record. Gene Ontology annotation, biological process: malate transport.